UUGAAUUAAAGUAUAGCAUAGAAAUACGGAGUUGUGUUAUACCUGCCUAUACUGGAUGUGUAUUUGCAUCCAGUUACUUUAACUCAGUUUUAUCUUUUUCUAAGUGUUUUUUAAAAUUGUGAUAUUCAAAUAUUUGCAUUGAUUUGGAGCAUUUGAAUUUUUAAAAAAUUUUGUUCACAUGUCAAAUUUUGGCAGAAUAUUGGGAGUUAUCACACUAUAUACGUUUAUAAUUAUAAUGGAGUGUAACUAGUGUUAGAAAUAAGACAAAUAAAUACCUCGGUAAUUUUAAUACGUUUAAGUGUGUAUCCAUUAUUAGGAUAACGCUACGUGUUCUUAACUUCCACUUAGGUGCACGAAUCAACUCCCUGCAGAUCAUUUCGUAAUACGUUAAUGUAUUUUUGUUUAUUAAAGAGUUACGUGUAGAUAAAUUAUUGUAUCGAAAGUUUUCCAUUUUCGUUGUUAAAAUGUCGUACAACCUUUCGAGAUACGAUAUAAGAUUUUUGGACUAUAUGUACAAAAUCGGAAAUGUACUAUCAAUUGUACCUGCUUAUAGUUUCGACAAAUGCGUUUUGAUUGCACCACAUUUAACAAAACUAUAUGCAUAUAUUUUCCUCAUAUUGGAAAUUCUGGGUACAACGUGGAUUAUCUACAUACGACGUUUUAGUUCCGACAUAAGUUUCUUCACUAUAACAUUUAGGCUUCUCGGAACAUGUGACAAUUUAAUCUUGACAGUGUUUAAAAUUUCACUUAUUCUUGGUAUCUGUUGCUUUAAACAACAAUCGUGGUUGAAACUUAACAACAAAUUUCAGUUUAUUGAUAAAGAACUACAUAACCGAGGCAGAAAAGAAUCGCGUCUGCUACAAAAUGUUUACAUACAAUUUUUUCUUUGUAAUUUGAUUUUCUUUUCGAGUGUUGUAUUUACAAUUGUUGUACGUAUACUUGAAAAGGGGUUUUCAACUUUAAAAAUGUUCGUAAUACAUGAAGUUAGUGGCUACUACAAUUUUUACGUUCAUGUUCUAAUUUGGAACAUAGCUCUCGCAUUUCGGGCGAGAUACAAAUGCGUAAAUGAACAAAUUGACAAGAUCCUUUGUACUGCAAGAAAAGAGUAUCCAGUUCAGUUGUUGAAAGAAAUUGAAAAAAUGUCAACACUUCUAGGAGAAAUGGUUGCUUUGUUCAAUGAUAUUUUCGGGUUACCAAUGGUUUUUAUGACAGGAAGAUGCGUUAUAAAGACGCUUGUAGCUCUUAAUUUUUUCACGAGUACGUUACACAUAGAUAAUCCAACAUUGAGGAAUCGUUUAACAAUUUCUAGUAUUGGUCAGUCUGUAGUGCCAUUGGUUUUAAUUGGAAUUUUAAUACUUUGUUGUGACUCCGCAAAAUCUGAAAGUCAGAAAACUGUACUUUUGUGCUAUAAGUUAAGACAAAAAUAUUCUGACCAACCCGAAAUACAAAAAGAAGUGCUAGAACUUGCGCAUGUCAUCGAUAAACAUCGAGCGAUCUUUACGGCUGGUGGUUUCUUUGAAGUAAACAGGUCUGCCCUGUUUGGGAUUUUGGGAACCACUACGACUUACCUGAUUGUUACGAUUCAGUUUAACCAAAGUUUAAAAUAUGUGUAAAAUUGUUAUGUUAUGUAAUGUAGUGCAUGGUGGCUUGUUAGCACUUUUUUAACUGCAUGUGACGCUCUCUCGAGGUAGUGAUAAUUAUCCAAAUGUUAUUUUGUUCUAAUAAUAUUUUUUUGUCUGUAGCUGUUG
Messenger RNA from Zophobas morio, 1748 nucleotides. Its product is annotated as putative gustatory receptor 28a. Gene Ontology annotation, cellular component: membrane; dendrite; neuronal cell body. Bases 465 to 1613 code for a protein of 382 amino acids. Gene Ontology annotation, biological process: male courtship behavior; sensory perception of taste; chemosensory behavior. The transcript is spliced from 2 exons. NCBI's taxonomy places the organism in Eukaryota, Metazoa, Arthropoda, Insecta, Coleoptera, Tenebrionidae. The record is from RefSeq and is a predicted model, not a curated record.